Nematolebias whitei (Rio pearlfish) is the source of this 707-nucleotide messenger RNA. RefSeq names its product proteasomal ubiquitin receptor ADRM1-like. The record is from RefSeq and is a predicted model, not a curated record. Gene Ontology annotation, biological process: ubiquitin-dependent protein catabolic process. The transcript has 4 exons. NCBI's taxonomy places the organism in Eukaryota, Metazoa, Chordata, Actinopteri, Cyprinodontiformes, Rivulidae. The coding region runs from base 89 to 490 and encodes 133 amino acids. Gene Ontology annotation, cellular component: proteasome regulatory particle, lid subcomplex; cytoplasm; nucleus. Gene Ontology annotation, molecular function: endopeptidase activator activity; proteasome binding; ubiquitin binding.
UCAGACACCAGUGGCCCCAGUCUCUGUUGGAAGUCCUCCACCUCAUCAGCCCAUCCAGCUCAGUGACCUUCAGAGCAUCCUCGCCAACAUGAACGUCCCAGCAGCAGCUGCUGCUCAAGGACCAGGGGUGGACCUGGCCAGUGUUUGCACCCCAGAGAUGAUGGCUCCCAUCCUUAGUAACCCUGAAGUACGGCAGAGACUCCUUCCUUUCCUCCCCAGUGGGGAAAGUUUACCACAGAGUUCUGAGGAGAUCCAGAACACACUCAACUCACCUCAGUUCCAGCAGUCCAUGAGCUUGUUCAGCAGUGCCUUGGCCUCUGGGCAGCUCGGCCCGCUCAUGAGUCAGUUUGGACUGUCAGCAGACGCUGUGGACGCUGCCAACAGGGGAGAUGUAGAGGCGUUUGCCAGAGCCAUGCAGGGCAGCAAAGGAGACUCUAAAGAGAAGAAGGAGGAGGAGGAGGAGGAUGAUGAAGAUAUGAGCCUCAGUUAGAAAUCUGCUUCAUUUCUGUAAAACAUGACUUUUCUUUUGUGCUCUAGUUGUGUUGAGCUUCUGUGUGUUUGCAUCGACACCUGUCAAUGCAGUGCUGAGCUGCUGAUGUCCUCCAUGCUGUGCUUCAGCCUCACGUUUGAGCUUUUACUACAGAAAAGAUUGUUAGAGCUGAGUGACUAAAACUCUUGAUAAUAAAACUAAAUAAUUACUUCACUCA